Globicephala melas (long-finned pilot whale) is the source of this 2138-nucleotide messenger RNA. RefSeq names its product RAB7A, member RAS oncogene family (gene RAB7A). Gene Ontology annotation, molecular function: GTP binding; GTPase activity. The record is from RefSeq and is a predicted model, not a curated record. Gene Ontology annotation, biological process: phagosome-lysosome fusion; endosome to lysosome transport. Lineage: Eukaryota; Metazoa; Chordata; Mammalia; Artiodactyla; Delphinidae. Gene Ontology annotation, cellular component: phagocytic vesicle; lysosome; late endosome.
CUUCCGCUCGGGGCGGCGGCGGUGGCGGAAGUGGGAGCGGAGCCGGAGUCUUGGCCAUAAAGCCCGAGGCGGCGGCGGCGGCGGCGGCGUUGGAAGCUUGGACAGGCCGAGGAGCCCGCAGGAAUCGGAGCUUGGACUUUCCUUCGCUCCUGUCGACCCCUCGUCUCCUCCUCGGCGGAGCCCUCGCGACGCGCCCGGCCCGGAGCCCAGCGGAGCGGCCGCGCUUGAAGGAUGACCUCGAGGAAGAAAGUGCUACUGAAGGUUAUCAUCCUGGGAGAUUCUGGAGUCGGUAAGACAUCACUCAUGAACCAGUAUGUGAACAAGAAAUUCAGUAAUCAGUACAAAGCCACAAUAGGAGCAGACUUCCUGACAAAGGAGGUGAUGGUGGAUGACAGACUAGUUACGAUGCAGAUCUGGGACACGGCCGGACAGGAGAGGUUCCAGUCUCUGGGUGUGGCCUUCUACAGAGGCGCAGACUGCUGCGUCCUGGUGUUUGACGUGACUGCCCCCAACACGUUCAAAACCCUCGACAGCUGGAGAGACGAAUUCCUCAUCCAGGCCAGUCCCCGGGAUCCUGAGAACUUCCCCUUCGUUGUUCUGGGAAACAAGAUUGACCUCGAAAACAGACAAGUGGCCACAAAGCGGGCACAGGCCUGGUGCUACAGCAAAAACAACAUUCCCUACUUCGAGACCAGUGCCAAGGAGGCCAUCAACGUGGAGCAGGCCUUCCAGACGAUUGCCCGGAACGCGCUGAAGCAGGAAACGGAGGUGGAGCUGUACAAUGAAUUCCCCGAGCCCAUCAAACUGGACAAGAACGACCGGGCCAAGGCCUCGGCAGAGAGCUGUAGCUGCUGAGGCGGCAGAGCGAGCAGAGCAGAGCCCUUCGCGCACCAAGCACACAAGUAGGCCUUCCACCACGAGCCCCUCUCCUCUCCACAGUCGGUCAUCUCGCACAUCCAGCUGCCCGAAGAGCCCCCAACACAGUCUCCCCUGCACACACACCCGACACAGACUCACUCCACAGCCCAGGCCUGUGCCGGCUCCAUCGGGGUCCCUGCGUCAGCCCUCAGAUGGCAGCAGGACGGGCCGGCUGUAGAAAUCGUUCCGGUUUGGAGUCGGCCUCGGAGACGACUUCUUUUUGUCCACUGGAGAGAGAGAACUGUUUACAGUCAACCUGUGUCUAAUUAGUUCUGGUUUUUUAACUUGUCUUGUGGUCUUUUUACCCCCCACCCCCGUGAAGGCUACCACUUGGGAAGGCGGGUGCCCUGCGCUGCAUUACAGGCUCACACCCAGUCUGAUCAGGCUGAGUUUUGUAUGUAUCUGUUAAUGCUUGUUACUUUUAACUAAUCAGAUCUUUUUACAGUAUCCAUUUAUUAUGUAAUGCUUCUUAGAAAAGAAUCUUAUAGUACAUGUUAAUAUAUGCAACCAAUUAAAAAUGUAUAAAUUAGUGUAAGAAAUUCUUGGAUUACGUGUUUAAGUCCUGAGAUGCAGGCGUAGAGAUGGAGGGUGAAGCCUGUCUGGAUCUCAGAGUGUUUAGCCACUCAGAUUUCAGAAAUCCAGCUGGAGGCAGUAUUCUGUACAGUAGACACGAGAAUCAUGUACGCCUUUUAAUCAAAGACUUAGGAGCCAAAAAGCUUUUCAUCUCUCCAGGGGGAAAGCUGUCUAGUUCCCUUCUGCAUCUAAAUUUUUCCAAGAGGUUGAUUUGCAUAAUACCAUGGUGUGUGCAAUGGAGAAACGGCUGUUUCAGAAAUAUAAAACUCUCAUUUUUCUUUUUUUUCUCUGCUCCACACUUUGAAACUCCCUUAUUAGAUCAGCAUCCACGUACAAGAGAGAAAGGAAAAGGAAAAUCCUACCAGACCUGUCCUAGGGACUUUACCUUUGUUCUGGAAGGUGCUCCUUUCGGGGCUGUGGCAUCCUUAGGUGAGCAGACCUUCUCUCCUUCUUCCCAGUACAACCCGCCAUGCCUUCCCUGUGUCCUGGGUGUGGAGCCAGGCAGCUGUGCCCCAGGACCUGCCCCGCAUUGUAGCUUGCUUCUCAGAGCACCUCCCUCUCUCCAGAGGCCUGCAUUCUAGGGUGUGGGCCAAGUUCUUCUGUAAAGAGAUGAACGUGAUGCCAAUAAAAUGUAACAAGAACAAAGA